AUGCCCUGUACCAUUCAAGUCAACGAUGUGUUUGGUCCAGCUGUCUCGUCGACCUGCCACUAUGGGUUCGACUUUACACUUCUCUUCGAAGAAGUCUUUCUGUGUAUAGUACCUAUUGUGGUCCUCACCUUCCUUGUCCCCAUUCGUCUCUACCAGCUACUUCCUCGAAGGCCUGUGUUCAGCCCGGGCAACUUCUAUUACACCAAACUAGCACUUCAUAUAUGCUUCAUCAUCAUACAAUUGGUCAAACUAAUCUUCCUCGUCAUACCUGGAUAUGUUCCGAAAACGAGAGCCUCAAUCGCGGCACAGGCCCUCUCAUUUUAUAUUGCCAUCGUCUUGUGCGGACUAUCGCACUUUGAGCAUUUGAGAAGCGUCCGACCGUCGGCGCUGCUUUCUUUGUACUUUGGCGUCUCCCUUUUGCUCGACACCGUCCGGGCAAGAACGCUCUGGACACUUCAGAACAAUGUCCCCUUCGCUGUGGCCUUUUCGGUCAGCCUGGGCUUCCAACUGGCCCUGUUCAUCUUCGAAUCCUUGGAGAAGGAGACGGGUUAUAAUCGAUCGUACGAGACCCUGUCCAAGGAGACGGCCGGGAAUGUCUUCACCAGAAGCCUUUUCUGGUGGGUGAACCCUCUCCUCCUGAGAGGCUUCAAACAGGUCCUAGAAAUAGACCAACUACCUCAGAUGGACAACGAACUGAGUUCUCCCGCCCUUCAACGCAAGAUAUGGGCCGACUGGAGCGCUCUACCCGCAAAGAGUCCCGCUGCACUUUUCAAAUUGCUCCUCAAGGAGUACCGUUACAGCCUGUUUCAAGGCAUGAUCCCCCGGGCGGCUCUGUCGGGAUUCACCUUCGCCCAGCCGUUCUUGAUCACGCGCGUCGUCAACUUCGCCGUCGACGAUGCCGUGAGGCUAGACCAUGAGUUAGGCAAUGGCCUCAUUGCCGCCACGGCUCUGAUCUAUAUCGGGCUGGCAGUUUCCAACGCCAACACACAGCACAAGACGUACCGCGUCAUCACCAGGCUGCGUGCAAGCCUUGUCUCACUCAUCUACUACAAGACCUUGAGUGUGAGCAUUCCCACCGCGCAAGACUCGUCGGCAAUCACGCUGAUGAGCACCGAUGUCGAGCGCUCAGGAACGGGGUUGAGGUUCAUCCACGAGCUUUGGGCCAGUCCCAUCGACAUUGGCCUCUCGAUCUAUCUUCUUGAACGCCAGCUUGGCCCUGCAAGCGCCGCUCCGGGAGUCUUCUUUAUCCUCUGCAGUGCCGCUGGUUUGAAAGUGGCUGCAUCCAUGGGCGAACGCCAGAGACUUUGGCUCCAAUCCAUCGAGCGUCGAAUCAAGGCAACUUCGGAAAUGCUUUCGUCCAUGAAGGAGGUCCGAAUGGGUGGUCUCCAGGCAAGGCUCGAAGCCGAGCUACGGGAUCUACGGCAAAAAGAGAUUGAAAGCUCGAGGAAGUUCAAGAACGCAUUGGCUCUUAUUGUUUGUUUAUCUUACACCACAGCAGUCAUGGCUCCGGUGUUUUCAUUCGGAAUCUUCUCUCUUCUCGCCCAGAAGAACGGUACAGCCCCCUUGACGACAGACAAAGGCUUCACUUCGUUGGCAGUCUUUUCGCUACUUCGGGGCCCUAUGGCGACGUUGAUCGAUGCUAUUGCUGGAUUGGUGGCAUCAAUAGGUGCCAUGCAGCGGAUCGGUGAGUAUUUGACGACCGAGUCACAUCGGGAUCCUCACGGUCAUGCUAUGCCUCCUUCGCCACCCCCAUAUACUCCCUACUACCCGGACGGUCCAGAGCAAGGCUACGAUGCGGUCCCCCUGAGAGAGCUCGGCAACGCCACCUCCAAAUCUGGCGUGGCAUCUGACCGGCCUUUGGUGGUAGCUACCAACUACAGCGCUGGGUGGGCCCAAGACAAAGCAUGUGUGCUUCACGAUCUCAACUUUUCGGUGAUGAGCUCAUCCCUCACGCUUAUCGUCGGCCCCGUCGGCUGUGGGAAGUCCACUCUUUUGCAUGCUAUGCUGGGCGAAACAACUGUCAACCAGGGCAGUCUGACCAGGACAUUCUAUCAGGCCGCAUUUGCCAGCCAAUCUCCUUGGCUAGUCAGCGACACCAUCCAAAAGAACAUCACGGGCACGAGUAUGUUUGAAGAGGCGUGGUACAAUCAGGUCGUGGAUGCCUGUGCCUUACGGGACGACCUCGACCGUAUGCCGAAAGGGGAUCAAGAGCCGGUCGACGCUGGAGGUUCGAAUCUCAGUGGAGGACAGCAAGCGAGAGUGGGAGUUGCCCGAGCUGUGUAUUCCAAACAGCCGUUGAUACUGUUGGACGACGUGAUGAGUGGACUCGAUGCACGCACUGAGAACAGCAUUUUCACCAACCUGCUCGGCCCAGAAGGGCUUCUUCGCAAACAAAAGACGACCGUCAUCUAUGCCACGAACGCGCUGCACCGAUUGUCGGCAGGAGACCACAUCCUAGUGCUCGGCAACGAUGGGAGAUUGGUCGAGCAGGGCACCUACUCUGAAUUGACCUCGAUGGAGAAGCUCGCUCAAUCUGGCGAUCGCGAACCUUCCGAGUUUGUGAACGUCUCCGUCGAACCGGUCGAUGCCGAGAUGCGAGGCCUGCUUCAAACCCUGACCACCAAAGAGGUAGUAGGCAAUCAGAGGCGCACGGGCGACUUAACCGUGUACAAGUAUUAUGCCCAAGUGGUGGGCUAUCUGAACUUUGCCAUCUUCAUCGCUCUAGCCUCGCUUUUUGUCUUUGCGCUGGUGUUCCCACAAUACAUCGUCAAGUGGUGGGCUCAAGAGAACCAACGGCAUCCAAACAAGAACUUGGGCUAUUAUCUAGGAGGCUACUUUGCGCUCGGGUGGGUUGCACUCUUCGCCUUGGGCUCGGCAUGUCUGCAGCUCGUGGUUAGGAUGAUGCCUAAAGCUUCUUCGACAUUUCACACUGUUCUCCUACGCACAACUCUGGACGCGCCUUUGUCUCUCUUCGCCGGGAACAAUCUGGGGGACACCAUCAAUCGAUUCAGUCAGGAUCUUCAACUGAUCGACAUGGAGCUCCCGCUGGCUCUGUUCAACACCAUCGUCGAGCUUCUGUCAUGCAUUGCCCAGAUCAUCCUCAUUGCCAUUUCAGCAAAGUACAUUGGCGCAGCGAUGCCGGCGGUGCUCGUGGCCUUCUUCCUGAUUCAGACCUUCUAUCUCAGAACAGCUCGACAGUUGAGAUUGCUGGAUAUCGAAGCGAAAGGACCCCUGUUCUCUUCAUUCCUUGAGACCCUUUCUGGACUCGCCACCAUCCGAGCAUUCGGAUGGGAAAGCGAAUACGAGCAGCGGUGCCAGGAGAAGCUGGACUGGUCUCAACGGCCCAACUACCUUCUCUAUUGCGUCCAGCGAUGGUUGAAUCUCGUUCUCGACUUUGUGGUGGCCGGGAUCGCCAUCGUGGUGAUCACCAUUGCCACCAAGACAAAAGGUGACAUCGACCCCGGUUUGAUCGGAGUUGCUCUGGUCAACAUCAUCAAUUUCAGCGUCAGCAUCAAGGCCUUGCUGGAGAAUUGGACCACCCUGGAGACCUCGAUCGGUGCUGUAUCGCGCAUCCGCUCGUUCGCAAAAGACACCCCAUCAGAGCACAAGACAACAGAAAAGAACAACCCUCCACCAAAUUGGCCCGCUGAAGGCCACGUCGCGUGGGACCAUAUCACUGCAACCUGGGAGGGCAAGUCUGCACCUGUGCUCGAAGAUUUGUUUUUGACGGUGGAACCUGGUCAAAAACUGGCCAUCUGCGGCCGUAGCGGCAGCGGCAAAUCAUCACUGGUGUCCGCCUUGUUUCGCCUUCUGGAACCGCAACAGGGUACGAUUCUGAUUGACGACGUGGAUAUCUCGACAAUCCCACGACAGGACGUCCGCCAACGACUGAUCUGCGUCACACAGGCGCCGUUUCUGCUGUCGGCGUCUAUUCGCGACAACGUCGACCCUUUCAAAGCCGCCUCCGACGACGACAUACUGCAUGCUCUCGCGGAGGUCCAGAUGCAGGAGGUUGUCGACGAGCUGGGCGGCCUCGAUGCGCUGGUCAACGGCGACAAGAUGUCCGUCGGUCAAAAACAAUUGAUCUGUCUUGCCCGGGCCACACUCCGGCCCGGCUCAAUCCUUGUUCUGGACGAAGCCACGGCCUCCCUGGACUUGGCCACGGACGAGCAAGUGCAGAAGAUCAUCCGCACAGCAUUCCGCAACCACACCGUCAUCACCAUCGCACAUCGGCUGCAAACCAUUGUGGAUUAUGACCACAUCGCCGUCAUCUCCGAUGGCAAACUCGCCGAGUACGGUCCUCCCGCCCGACUCUUGGAGAACGAGAGCUCUUAUUUCGCGCAACUGUAUCGCGCCAGCGCCGGCCACACGAAGAUCGAGCGAGCCAAGUCCAAAGCGAGAUCUGUUUAUCGUAGCAGAUCUUCCAGCAAGGAGGUUAUCCCGAGACUCGGGUCACUUCGUCUCCCACCACCUCUGGAGAAGACUUUCCAGGAUACCCUGGAUUACACAGCGUCCUCCAGGAGGAACCGCGACAUGGAGGGUGAUGACGAUGCAGCUUUUGCCGCAGCCAGCAGUGACUAUUUUGAGGGCUUCCAUGAAGAGUCCCACGAGGGAGAGCAACCGCUCAUUUCUUCGACGAUUCAGGACGUUGCCAGAACGUUUGAUGAUCCCAUCUUCUCGUUUGCAAGUCAGAAUUGGACAAUUUCGGCUCUCACGCGGCCUAGCGGAUUGAUGAGCACUCCGUAUGCCGGGGUCGCGAGAUUGGACACUGUCCGAAAACAGCAGCUGGAGAGACAACGCCGGGAUCGGGAGUGUCGGCGCGAACAAGAGCUGGCAAGGUCUGCAGACCUUGAUGUCUGGGCAGACCAGGAGGGGGAGGGCAGUGGGAGUAGUAUUCAAGAAGACAACGACCACGACCAGGACCCUCACGACCACCAUGAUUAA
Capronia coronata CBS 617.96 is the source of this 4944-nucleotide messenger RNA. RefSeq lists its product as uncharacterized. Gene Ontology annotation, molecular function: ATP binding; ABC-type transporter activity; ATP hydrolysis activity. Bases 1 to 4944 code for a protein of 1647 amino acids. Gene Ontology annotation, cellular component: membrane. Lineage: Eukaryota; Fungi; Ascomycota; Eurotiomycetes; Chaetothyriales; Herpotrichiellaceae. The transcript is spliced from 2 exons. Gene Ontology annotation, biological process: transmembrane transport. The record is from RefSeq and is a predicted model, not a curated record.